CAUUUGUACUCGAGUGUCACACCAAGCUCUUAACCCACAACCGCUGUUGUGAGACAGAAUUGUAGAGAAAGCUGGGAAAUAAGUGUGUGCGUACACAAGUACAUGUAUAUCUACAUGCAUAAGUGAGUGAAAUUAUAUUCCGGGUUGAUUUCCGUACACCACGAGAAUUUUCCUUUCAUCACAAAGCGUUCAAAGAAGUGAACUAAAUUUCCGCUAUUAUUAUGAUCUUAAAGAAGAAUACACAUCAUCAUUAUAAUGACACUUACGGGCAAGACCACUCUAACUGCCAACAGCAUCUACUUCAAAGUGGUGUCUCAAAUGUUGGAAGAAAUAAUGCAAGCAACUCUUGUGACAAAGGAAAACAUGAACCCAGCCAAAUAAAAUGGAAUACCACGAUCACGGAUGACACAAUUUAUUCUCAUGAUGACCGACAUCAAGAAGUCGUACCAAGAAGAAAUUGAAUCACUCUGCUGCUGCUGCUCUUUGUUUCUUGUCUCAAUUUUCCUCCAAUUUAUUGCAACAAAGAAAACGCCACAGUCACAGUGUCACCACUCCACAUACCACGACGACAACUACUUCUGCUCCUCCUCCUCGUUGGUUCAUCAGCUUCCGUUCUUGGCAAGUGUGAUGCCACAAGCGGGCCCACCAACUGUCACAACAACUAACACCUCACCUUCACUGAACCUCACUUGAUAUCAUUGCAAUCCUAAUCUCCGCUGACAAUCUUAUCAUGCACAAGUCCCCCUCUGAACAAUUUUCUGGACAAUGUAUGUUUACUUGUAGGAUUGUAUUCUUUGGGAUUUAAUACAAAUUGAGAUUCAAAAAGUCUUCGCUCCAUCCAGUUUGAGAUAAGAAUGUUUGUUCGAGGUGCUCGUCGUCCAGCAGAAAAAUGCAACCAUCUUGAGCUCAUCAAGUUCCACUAAUUAAUUAGAUUUCGCGAGAACCCACCACCAAAAUUAUUACGACAUUCCAGUGUUGUGCUGAGAUGAGAGGAGCGCAGGGGAGAUCAAUUUCUCUCAAACCAUAAUUAAGUGGUGCUCAGUAGAAUAUCAAUCACAUAGGCGAAGAAAGCUCGCCAGCGACAGCAUCAACAAAUUCAUACACUUGAAUGCUUGUUGUCGUCGUCUUACGGGCUAACCGAUCAACAAACCUCGUCUUCUACUUGUUCCUCCAGACAUUCCGUGUUUAAGCAGUUUGUCACUUUAGCAAAUGACACCACGGCCACGUCUCAACAACAGCAGUGUGGCAGUGUGCUGUCCCAAAUACGAUUAAUAAUUCAACACCCUAAUAAUCUGCGUAUUGAUUUUCGCUUGUGGUUUACCAAAGAAAAGUGAGGAAAUGCAUGGAUGGUUUGUGGUCGGGUUCUCUAAAUAAGAAGUAAACUGUCAAAUGUAAACCCCUGGAAACAGCAACCCACCGCACUCACCAGCAACCACAGUUUCUGAAUGGCGUGACAACAUAGAGUUGUAUUACACACUUUCCUCUCUCAUCCUCCUACUAGAGAGAAGCAGGCUCUUGAUAUUAAUACAGCAGUAGUGGAUGGAUAACUUUGCCCAUUUACCGAAAUGAUGAAAAAGUGUCUCGCCAGAAUGGACAGUGGGGUAUUUCAUAAAAGACUUCGUGGCAGGACUCGAAUGCUUUUUAGCGAUUGUCAUUUCCACUCAUAAUAAUGAUACCAAUGCCAGCGCAUCCAACUCUCAAUCUCCUCCUUGAUACUGCUCAGCAGUCCUCUCGCUUCUGCAAAAUUAUUGACAAACUUUCAUCAAGACAUUAUGCAGCAGUGAAAAUGUGCUAAGUAAAAAUACGGACUUUGAACAAACUCAAAAACUUUGAAUUUUGAUUGUUGGAUAAAUUCUACCCCCUUCUCAUACGUACUCAGAUAUCAUAGUCGACAUUUUGACAGUGCAGAAUAAUUAUAGAUCUGUAGAUUAGUGCAGUUGUAGUUGUUUCUUGUACGGAGAAAGUGAUUUCUGCUCUCUCAUUACUGCAGGGUUUGUUUCAACUGCGUAAAAUCCGUUGAAGGUGAAUGAUUAGCUAUUUAACUGACAAUGAUGAUAAUGCAAAUAAUCACUGGGAGGAUAAAGUGAGGGGGUUUUAUUUUUAUUAGCACAGUGUAAUUUCUCCGAUCCCUGCGCAACACAUCAAAAAGGCAAUCACAAGCCUUGCAACACAAGGUUGGAAGAAAUUAGCAACUGCCUCUUUACUGUCAGCAAGUAAUAAAUUGCAGCAACCAUGCCGGGUGGAAGACGGGGCUUAGUUGCUCCACAAAACACGUUUUUGGAAAACGUUAUCCGGCGUUACAGUUCUCAACAUCCGGAUAGCAGAUCCGGCUUUCUACUCGCCAAUGCUCAAAUAGUGGAUUAUCCAAUAGUUUACUGUAACGAAUCGUUUUGCAAAAUAUCCGGAUUCACAAGGGCUGAGGUAAUGCAAAAAUCAUGCCGAUGUGCCUUCAUGAUGGGAGAGCUGAGUGACGAGGCGUCAAGAGCAAGAAUUGACGAAAUUCUUGAGAACCAUUAUCAGGAUCAGUUCGAGAUACUUCUAUACAAAAAGAACAAGACUCCGCUAUGGCUGCUGCUGCACAUUGCGCCCAUCAAGAACGAGCGAGAUGUGGUGGUGCUCUUCCUUCUCACAUUUCGAGAUAUCACAGCGUUGAAACAACCGAUCGAGGCAGAGGACUCGAAGGGAACGAGUACUCUUUACAGUCUCAGCAAAUUCGCCAAAUUGGCUCGUUCUGUGACCCGCUCUCGGUCAGUUCUUGCCUCUCAAUUCUCAUCGCAUAUUCCAGCCGUCAGGGAACCGUCGAAGCAAUCAAACCUGGCUCAUAUGAUGAGCCUGAACGCCGAUUUAUUACCGAGCUAUCGUCAAGAAGCACCAAAGACGCCACCGCACAUCCUUCUUCACUAUUGCUUUUUCAAAGCUGUGUGGGACUGGGUAAUUCUCUGCCUGACGUUCUACACGGCUAUAAUGGUACCUUAUAACGUUGCGUAUAAAAACAAGACAUCCGAAGAUGUCAGCCUCCUUGUCGUCGACUCGAUCGUGGACGUCAUUUUCUUCAUCGACAUUGUUCUCAACUUCCAUACUACGUUUGUUGGACCUGGUGGUGAGGUCGUAUCCGAACCGAAAGUUAUUCGUAUGAACUAUUUAAAGUCUUGGUUUCUCAUUGAUCUACUCAGUUGCCUUCCUUACGACGUGUUCAAUGCAUUCGACCAUGAUGAAGAUGGGAUCGGAAGCCUUUUCAGCGCACUGAAAGUGGUGCGAUUACUUCGUCUAGGAAGAGUUGUUCGUAAAUUGGACAGAUAUUUGGAGUACGGCGCCGCAAUGCUGAUACUGCUAUUAUGUUUUUAUAUGUUAGUAGCUCAUUGGCUAGCCUGUAUUUGGUAUUCCAUCGGUCGUUCCGACACAGACAAUGGGAUGCAAUACAGCUGGCUCUGGAAGCUUGCAAAUGUGACUCAAAGCCCUUACAUUGUGUUAAACUCUCCGGAAGGCGGUCCUUCAGAGUUGACCUCUGGCCCUUCUAGAAAAACUAUGUAUGUGACUGCGCUUUACUUUACCAUGACUUGUAUGACCAGUGUUGGUUUCGGCAACGUCGCAGCGGAGACUGACAAUGAAAAGAUCUUCACAAUCUGCAUGAUGAUUAUAGCCGCUCUACUUUACGCCACCAUUUUUGGACAUGUCACAACAAUCAUACAGCAGAUGACAUCCGCAACGGCGAAAUAUCACGACAUGCUGAACAGUGUUCGAGAGUUUAUGAAAUUGCAUGAAGUACCUAAAGCAUUAUCAGAACGGGUGAUGGACUACGUCGUUUCAACCUGGGCGAUGACUCGGGGCAUAGAUUCCUUCAAGGUCCUAAACUACUGUCCGAAGGAUAUGAAGGCCGAUAUAUGCGUCCAUUUGAAUCGAAAGGUCUUUAAUGAACAUCCGGCUUUCCGUUUAGCCAGUGAUGGAUGUUUACGAGCGCUGGCCAUGCAUUUCCUGAUGAGCCAUUCCGCUCCUGGGGAUUUGCUCUAUCACACAGGGGAAAGCAUUGACAAUCUGUGCUUCAUCGUCACUGGGUCACUUGAAGUUAUCCAAGAUGACGAAGUUGUCGCAAUACUCGGGAAAGGUGAUGUUUUUGGAGAUUGCUUCUGGAAGGAGACGACAAUUGGACAGUCGGCCGCAAAUGUUCGAGCCCUUACGUACUGUGAUCUACACACAAUUAAGCGGGACAAAUUGCUGGAAGUCCUCGAUUUUUAUCAAGCUUUUGCCAACUCAUUCGCCCGUAACCUCGUUCUAACCUACGCCCUCCGUCAUCGCUUAAUCUUCCGAAAAGUGGCGGACGUGAAGAGAGAGAAGGAGUUGGCAGAGCGGAGAAAAAAUGAGCCACAACUAGAAGUUACGCAAGAUCAUUUAGUUCGAAAAUUAUUUUCACGGUUUCGCAAAGGGGGUGAUCGAGUCUCAACAGGGUCAAGUCUUCAAACAGAUACUUCCAGUGUUAAAGACAUUGAGAAAGGUGACAGUGCUCGUGCGAGUGAUAGUGAAAAUGAUGCCUCUCUGUCACAAGACUUGGGCAAAGUCGUCAAAGUUGCCCCUUCCACCACGAAACUCUCCACGGAGAAGGAUGAAGCCGGUCCACCUCCGAAAGCUGCACCUGUUGUCAAACCGAAAGGGAAAUGGGGAGCUUUAAUGGGGUCCGGCGGGGGUGGUGGCAGUUCAUCCACACCUCCGCAGCCUUCUCCUGCCGUCAAACCUUCCACAAGUUCCUUUGAUUCAGGUGAAGAAACCCGAGUUCAAGCAAUUGUUGAGCCACCCCCGCCCUCCGAACCCACCUCCAAGUUGGGAAAGAUAAAGCAAGCAACUUCAGGCAACAAAGUUUUCCCGAAACAGACGAAGCCUGGAAUUGUCACUUCUGGAAGACAGGAGACUAUUGAUGAGCUAACUGAAACGGCUUCGGUAGGAAGCCCUGCUAAAGACAUGAUUACUGGAGCUUCUAUUCUAGCACAACCAGCCACUUCUGCUGCAGCAGCCUUAAUGUCCUCGACCACUUCCGCAGAGUAUCAACAAAUUAUAUCAAACAUGAUGGAUUUUAAGGUGGACGUAAAACUGGAAAUCCAACGGCUAAACCAAAAGAUGAACAAGCUCGAAGAUCUUUUGGGUGACAUUGCCAACAAACUCAACCAACAAUUGAAUGGUCCCGGAAUGGGAGUGGCAGUUUCAUCGUCAAGUACACCUCAUUAUUCUCAUCGAUUGCUCAGCCCGACGUCUCCUAUGCACUCAGAUACUGGGGGUACAGGCCGUGAGGAAAGGGAUACAAGUCCUGCAAGCGGAGGGGAGGACCACGACGGGAAAAGAUCUGGUCGUCACAAGUCCAGUGGAGGUCAUCAUCAUCACAAGCAUAGAGACCGAGAUAAGAAACACCACCGUGAUCGGGAUAAGACUCCCGACCACGACACGCUUUCCCCCGAAUCCCGUGUGACUAGUUCGGAUGUGGGUGGUAGGUCCAAAGAUAAGCGAGGCGGGAGGAGUAAGGAGCGACCAAGAACUUCCAGUUCAAGCGGACCUGUCAGGGCGUCCACUUCCGAUUCCACAGUACAACAAAUGCUUGAAGAUGAGAUAGAGGAACAGGGUUCCAGCAGUAAAACGUCCUCGGCAGGGUCAAAAGAACCAUUAUUGCCUCCCAAGGCGGUAAUCAUACCCACUGGCAAAGGAUGUCGCGAGUUUCUGUGAUAUUCAUUUUCAAAUUUUUGUUUCAUAUUUGAUGAUUGCAACCACGGCGUUUUUGAAUCUAUACAUACGCACGUCUUUGCCUCACUUCAUAAUCGAUUCUUGUGUUCGGUAAUGUUUUAACACUUAAAAUUUAAUGAAUAUUUAUGUGCAGAAUAAUUGCACAGUUAAAUACUUAAAAAGCUAUGUAACUCAGUUCAACGCUGUUUAUCUAGCUUUUGAACAACACAAUAGUUAAAUAUUAUUAAUGUUUUUUAAGCAGCCACAAUUUUGUCUCGUAUCUCAGGUUCAUGGGUUUUUAUUAAAGCCUUUACUAGCCUAACAUAAAGUACAGAUAUGUACGUGGACCCCACGCUUAAAUUCAUAGAGUUUUUAUCCUCCAAAAUAAUUUGUCUUUGUUUCGCCUAAUCUCCAAUUUAUUUACUUAAUAUCAAUUUCUUAAGUUCUCGUCGCCGAGUACCUGUUGAUUGAAUUCAGCAUUGCUCAACCCUUUGUUCGCAUGGUCACCUGUGCGGACAGACAGUCAAGAAACAUGAGCUAGAAAGAUCGAUCUGUGGUUUCAGAUAUAAGUUUGAAUUUAUAUUCUGUCUUAUUUAGCAAGUAUUCAUAGCCAAAUUUGAACCCGUGACCUGUUUCUCCUUUGCACCGAUCCCCAUUAAAUUGUAUCAUCUUUCACUAAUUUUGGCUUCCUUUGGUAGUUACUUUUUUUAUUUCGAAGCGCUCAAUAGUGGUGCGCACUUAUUUUCUGCAUAACUUAAUCAGUAAAAAAUUAAUCACUCACGCGUCGUCACUCCUUUCAAAAAAUUCGUCCAGAUUUAGUGCGCAUCGAUUGAUAAAAAUAAACCAGCCAAUACAACCCUUCCGAUUGCCUCUCCAUGAGUUACUUUAAAACUUUUUGUACCAAAUAUCUACGUUCUAAUGCGUAUGCAAAACUUCCGUUUUAACCGCAAUUAAUUCGUCAGAAUAUCAAUCAACCUCCUACACUUCAACUUUUCACAAGCACUGCGUUCUAAGAAAUUGUACAUUCCGUGUGUUGCAUGAACCGUUGUAGAAGCCACAUAUAAUAAUCAGCACUGACAAUUUUCGUGUAUAAUAAAUACGAUACUUAUUGUAAUACUAAUACAUGUUUAAGGUAAUUCAUCAAAGACAUUUUUAAAAUUUUGUAACUCAUGAGUGCAAAUUGCCUAUUUUAAAAGUUAAUGACAGAAGAAAUUUUCAACCCGAACUUAACUAGAAAUGCUAUCUUUAUGACAAGAGCAAUAUAAGUGAAAAUAUCAUGAAUUUUUUAAUAGACAAAUAGUGAGACAAACUUUUCCAAUUUUCGGUCAAUAUAAAUAUAUAUUGUAUCCACAUAAAUAUUAUAUUCAUAACUGUCUCGUCUAUGAAUAAGCCUGAAACAAUAAGUUUUAAGUGUGUGGCAACUCUGUGCGGCACAAAUAUAAUUAUAAAUACAUGGAGAAUGGGUAAUUUCUCCACCAAAUUCGCAGAAAUGGGUACGUGGAUACAUUAAUACAGCCGCUUGAGGUUGUGUUAUUUCAAAAUCUACAUACAGCUCCAUCCGUUUUUUUUAAUUGUCGAUUUUAGUCAAGGCUCAAUCUCACGCGGCUGUAAAAUGUGUACUUACUUUGUACUUAUGUAUAAUGGGGCUUGGGAUCAGGGGUUUCUCUAAUUGUCUAAUUUAUACAUGUUUUAAUUAGCUCUACAUAGUCGUUAGUCUUGUACAUGGAUACUCGACAAAAUGACAUUGGGGAAUAAUUUAUCACUGCAAGUAAAUUACUUGAAAUUUCGCAAAGUACCUUCUUCACCUCUGACCUUAAACAAUCUUCUCGUUAUGAUUCUCUUUAUUGUUAUUAUUGGUUGAGCAACUCAGAACACAUUCUGAUUGCCAUCCAUUCAAAGUUUUAUUUAUUCCUUCAUCUUUGCAUGACGAAAUUGACUGUGUGCAAUGCAAAAUAAAGUGUAGGCUAUAUGAAAACCAUACAUACACAGAAUCCGGUAGCAAACGUAGAAUAUUGGCAGAUAUGAAUUUAAAUCUAUCCAGAAAUCUUGAUUACCUUACAACAACCUACAAUCCAAAUCUAUUUUCAUGGCAAACUAUAUUUUGAUGGACAUUAUGAGAUAUUAGGAAAAACAUUCCACAAAUUAGGGGUAGAUAAGACGUGUAUAGGAAUAAUAAUAAUAUGUAAUACGAUAAGUAAUACGAUUUGCAGUGUAAUAAUAGUAAUAAUGAUGUAAACUUGAUAUGCGUGUAAUCUGUUUUGUUAAGUUUCGAAUAUGACAAACUCUCAAUGGUGUGAAUUGGAAGCAUUUUGCCACACGUAACACACACACAUAUAACUUUUAUAAAGAUGACGAAUCACUUACCGGUUGGUUCGCUUCAAGUUUUCAUUCCGAAAAUGAUAACCCCUGCUUAAAUAUUAAAAUUAAGCUUACGAACAACCAACUAACUAACCACACUAUUGUAAGUGAAUGUACCAAUUAAAUUAAUUAUCAUCUUUGUCUAUGAUGAUAGGUUAAUUUAUUUAGCACUGCACUUUAGGUUAAGCUACAUUAUCUUGAAACUCACUCGUCAACCGCAAUUAUUACUUCUUACAACUCUUACAAUGUUUUAAUUAUUAAUGUUUUGUCCAAGUAAUGACAUUGUGUACAUGUCAUGCAUUUUGAACAAAUUAUUUAGGUUUUGCCUGUGAUAUAAACGAAAUAAACGUAACAUUUACUGCUACCUAUUCAAUUC
This is a messenger RNA of Folsomia candida, 8434 nucleotides long. RefSeq names its product potassium voltage-gated channel protein eag. Gene Ontology annotation, cellular component: membrane. The record is from RefSeq and is a predicted model, not a curated record. Lineage: Eukaryota; Metazoa; Arthropoda; Collembola; Entomobryomorpha; Isotomidae. The coding region runs from base 2233 to 5703 and encodes 1156 amino acids. The transcript has 29 exons. Gene Ontology annotation, molecular function: voltage-gated potassium channel activity. Gene Ontology annotation, biological process: potassium ion transmembrane transport; regulation of membrane potential.